AUGGAUUCGGGUCUCAUGUGGUCUGAACUUGAGGCUCUGCCACACGUGCCAAAAAAUUUCAUUUGGCCAAAGGAGUACCUAGUGGAUGCCCAAGACGAACUCCAAGCACCAGUGGUGGACCUUGAAGGGUUUCUCAAGGGGGACUAUGAGGCCACACAAUGUGCUGUUAAGCUUAUUAAUGGGGCUUGCUUGAACUAUGGUUUCUUCCAAGUGAUCAAUCACGGGGUUGAUCCGUGCCUCAUUCGUGAAGCAUGUGAUCAAAUGGACACUUUCUUUAAGCUCCCAGUUCAAAGGAAAUUAAGUGUUCAUAAGAAACCCGGUUCCAUGUGGGGCUACUCUGGUGCUCAUGCUGAUCGCUUCUCCUCCAAAUUGCCUUGGAAGGAAACCUUCUCUUUCCCCUACCAUGACAAUACCUUAGAGCCUGUUGUCACAAACUACUUUAAAUCCACCUUAGGGGAAGACUUUGAACAAGCUGGGGUGACAUUCGAGAAGUAUUGUAGAGCUAUGAAACAGUUGGGGGUAAAGCUGACAGAGCUAUUGGCAAUAAGCUUAGGGGUGAAUGGGUUGCAUUACAAGGAGUUGUUUGAAGAAGGAUGGUCGAUCAUGAGAUGCAACUAUUAUCCACGUUGCCAAGAACCGAAUCUUGCACUGGGGACAGGACCGCAUUGUGACCCAACGUCCAUAACCAUACUUUACCAAGAUCAAGUUGGAGGACUUCAUGUAUUUGCAGACAACGAGUGGAAGAUGGUUCGACCUCGUCUUGAUGCGUUUGUAGUUAACAUUGGAGACACCUUCAUGGCAUUAUCAAAUGGGAGAUACAAAAGUUGCCUGCAUAGGGCAGUGGUUAACAAGUACAAGGAGAGAAGGUCCUUGGCGUUCUUUCUGUGCCCCAAAGAAGACAAGGUGGUGAGAGCCCCGGAGAAUAUCGUUCUCGUGGAUGGGACGAAACAAUAUCCCGAUUUUACAUGGUCAGAGUUGCUUCAAUUUACACAAAAGUACUACAGAGCAGACCAAGCUACACUGCCAAACUUCACCAAGUGGCUGCUAUCCUCCAAAACCCCUAACUUUACGUUAACCAACAAAUAG
Molecule: messenger RNA, 1086 nt
Organism: Abrus precatorius (Indian licorice)
Lineage: Eukaryota; Viridiplantae; Streptophyta; Magnoliopsida; Fabales; Fabaceae
Product: gibberellin 20 oxidase 2-like
Exons: 3
Coding region: 1-1086 (361 amino acids)
Biological process (GO): flower development; unidimensional cell growth; gibberellin biosynthetic process
Molecular function (GO): gibberellin 20-oxidase activity
Source: RefSeq, a predicted model, not a curated record